AUGAAAACUAUCGUAGUUCUUGGAGCCACCGGCGAGCAGGGCACAGCUAUAAUAAACACCCUCCUUACCCACCGCACUUACAGAAUACGUGCUGUAACUCGAAAUCUUACAUCCCCCAAAGCACUCGCUCUAUCCCAACAGGGCAUCGAAGUUGUUCCAGGUGACUUCGACGAUAAAGCUUCUCUCAUCAGUGCUUUCCAAGAUGCAAGUGCCAUCUAUGCUGUCACUGACUUCUGGGCUCCCUUCAUCGGCGGUCUCAGUGCUUCAGAAGCCCAAGCUCUCGAAACUAGACACGGCAAGAACAUCGUGGACGCAGCGCUAGAGAUUCCGAAUUUGGAGCACUUCAUCUGGUAG
Morchella importuna is the source of this 354-nucleotide messenger RNA. RefSeq lists its product as uncharacterized. The transcript is spliced from 3 exons. The coding region runs from base 1 to 354 and encodes 117 amino acids. The record is from RefSeq and is a predicted model, not a curated record. NCBI's taxonomy places the organism in Eukaryota, Fungi, Ascomycota, Pezizomycetes, Pezizales, Morchellaceae.